AUGUCCUCAGACGAAUACGGUUCAUCUAGCAAGAGAACUCGAGCCUCGGGAGAGGUGUUGGAUUAUUUGUUGCUAGAAUUUGAGAACAACCAUAAUCCAUCCCCGGAGCAGAGGAAAGAAAUAAGCGAUCGAACAAAUAUGACAGAAAAGGCCGUUAGGAUUUGGUUUCAGAAUAGACGAGCCAAAUUACGGAAGUUUGAACGUAUGGGACGAGGCAGCACUGCCAGUGAAGGUGGCAAGAAACCUCCUACCAGUAUACACUCAAGCAGAUCAAAUAGCUUUAACGAACCAAACAGAAGUCCUGGGAAAGCAUUGACACCCGGUAUCCCUAGCAUUCCCAUAGAGAUAAAUGAAAAGUACUGCUUUGUUGACUGCUCUUCGUUAUCAGUUGGAUCGUGGCAGAGAAUUAAGUCAGGAUAUCAUGAAGAAUCUUUAUUAAGAAAUAAUUUAGUCAACUUAUCCCCAUUCACUUUGAAUAAUAUUAUGGCAAACGUAGAUUUAUUGGUGCUAUUGUCAAUGAAGAACUUUGAGAUAAACUACUUUUUUAGUGCCGUCUCUAACAAUUCCAAAAUUCUAUUCAGAAUUUUUUAUCCAAUUUCGAGUAUACUAAGCUGCUCAUUGUUGGACAAUAACAUAAACAAGGAAAAUAAUGAAUUGAGAAUAAGCCUAUCCCAUCAACCGAAGUUUUCUGUUUACUUCUUCAACGGAGUAAAUUCAAAUUCAAACCAAUGGUCGAUAUGUGAUGAUUUCAGUGAAGACCAGCAAGUGAGUUUGGCCUACUGUAACGAGGGUGGAAGCUCUAUUCCACAUGUCUUAGUUGGUGUGAAGAACUCUUUACAAUUCUUAAACUCGUUCAUUUUAGAAAAUAACCAAAUACCACAUCAAUCGUCAAAUUUUCAUCCGCAUAUCCAGUUAAAUGAUCCUAAUAAUUUAGAUAAUGAAGGUCAAUCUACUGGUAAUUUUCAAUUCACUACUAAAGAGCUGACUGUGUGGAAUAGUAGCGAAAAGUCUCCAUUGGGAGGCCGCGAUUCCAACCCUUCACCAAAUUCAAUGACUAGUAGUAACAAUCCACAUUCAAACUUGAUUCCCAAUGAAGAUGACGAAUUAGUAUCUACAAACCAUUCACAAGAAAGUAACCAAAACUAUCCUUAUAAUGAUAUGUUUACUGGUAAUACACCGGAUUUUUUUACCACAGGCCAGGCCUCUGAAAAUCCUACUAUGCAUAAUACUGACCACAGUUCCAACGACAAUAAAGAGAAUAAUAAUUUCGACGAUGAUGAUAAUUUGAUAAACAGUCCUUCUACCAAUUUGCAGUCGUACACACACGAACAUCAUUCCCCAUUUAAUAACUUAUCCAGUUCGGAGAACUUUGCUGACAUUCAUACGUCAUCAGCGAAUGAUCAGCCGUUUGAUUUUACUAUUGAAAAUGACUUUUCAACUAAUCCAAGUAUAGACAAUGCGAAUAAUCCUCCAUCAAAUGCGUCAUCCAGUAGUAAUCAAGUCGAUAGUUUUAUAGAUUACAAUAGUGGUUAUCACUAG
Molecule: messenger RNA, 1539 nt
Organism: Debaryomyces fabryi
Lineage: Eukaryota; Fungi; Ascomycota; Pichiomycetes; Serinales; Debaryomycetaceae
Gene: GRF10
Product: Grf10p
Exons: 1
Coding region: 1-1539 (512 amino acids)
Biological process (GO): regulation of transcription by RNA polymerase II; cell differentiation
Molecular function (GO): RNA polymerase II cis-regulatory region sequence-specific DNA binding; DNA-binding transcription factor activity, RNA polymerase II-specific
Source: RefSeq, a predicted model, not a curated record